Messenger RNA from Harpegnathos saltator (Jerdon's jumping ant), 1448 nucleotides. Its product is annotated as histone H3.3. Gene Ontology annotation, molecular function: protein heterodimerization activity; DNA binding; structural constituent of chromatin. NCBI's taxonomy places the organism in Eukaryota, Metazoa, Arthropoda, Insecta, Hymenoptera, Formicidae. Bases 194 to 604 code for a protein of 136 amino acids. The transcript is spliced from 3 exons. The record is from RefSeq and is a predicted model, not a curated record. Gene Ontology annotation, cellular component: nucleosome.
GGACGCGAGCGAGCGAGCGAGCGAGCAAGAGCAAGUGAGCGAGGGAGAAAGAGAGAGAGAGAGAGAGAGAGAGUCGUGACUCGCUCGGGAGAGCGUAGCGUCCACUGCCAUCGGAGUGCGCGAGGAAACGGAUAGUGGUGUAGCCUAGCUCUCUCGUGUGCGCUCGUCUACGAUUGUCGUCCGAGAUUAAGUCAUGGCUCGUACUAAGCAGACAGCCCGUAAGUCCACGGGAGGAAAAGCUCCCCGUAAGCAGCUCGCGACGAAAGCAGCUCGCAAGAGCGCGCCGUCCACUGGUGGAGUCAAGAAGCCCCAUCGUUACAGGCCUGGUACGGUGGCUCUCCGAGAAAUCAGAAGAUACCAGAAGUCGACAGAGUUGCUGAUCAGAAAGUUGCCCUUCCAACGGCUGGUGCGUGAGAUCGCGCAGGAUUUCAAGACCGACCUGCGCUUCCAGAGCGCCGCCAUAGGCGCCCUGCAGGAAGCGUCCGAGGCGUACCUCGUCGGUCUCUUCGAGGACACCAACCUGUGCGCGAUCCACGCCAAGCGUGUCACGAUCAUGCCCAAGGAUAUUCAGCUGGCCCGGCGAAUCCGCGGCGAGCGUGCUUAAGAGAUGCUAUCUAACUCUCAUACAUACCGGUUACGAUUAUUAUUAUUAUUAAUUAUUAUUAUUAUUACUAUUAAUUAUUGCCGUUGGCAAUUGUCAUGGAUGAAGCACUUUCAUUCCAAGCUCUACAUAUGUUUUUAUCCAUAUAGAAUUAUACGAAAUAUGUAACGUGUAUCGGCCGUUCCGUGUCGAAUGGUACAACAUGGAUUAACGCGAGAGAAGCGAUUUACUGUCUUGUCGGAUCGCUCGUCGAGCGGAAUGUAUUCGAUUCAUCAUUUUCGUUUCUUCUCUUCUUGUAACUCUCGAGUGUUUGAUGUCGUUUCAGAAUUGACUUUUUCGUUUUCAUUAACCACUAUCGUUCUGAAUUCACCGUUUAAUGUCAUUCAUUCGUAGUCGUAGGAAGAUCAACGCCGACAUGUUUCAUAAUUGUCUCCCGUGCGCGCGCACGUGCGCAUUGUCAGGGGUUCGAAGGGGGUUCGUCCUUCGUGACGAAGUGCCGCGGGAUGCGUCGUUAAUUUGUCGAGACAAAGCAUAUGCGGCGACUCUCUCGCGAAGAAAAGCGGCGUUUCUUUUGUUUCACUAUCUUCACUAGCCCCUUCCUUCCGCGCCCCUUGUCGUAUCGUCAUUAAUAUUAAGCAUUAACGAUUGUCCAUUAUUAGUACUCGUGGAAAAAGUGUGCAUUAGAAUAAGACUCUCAUAUAGUGACCCGAUGUAGCGUGCUUAACGUACUAUUUUCGAUUGUACUCGAGUCCCAGGUAUGUCGUUUUGGUCACAUAAACAUUGUGUAAAAAUUUAUGUAAAGAUGAUAAACGUUUCGUAAAUAAAUCUUCUAAAUUCGCACAACUCA